Molecule: messenger RNA, 565 nt
Organism: Lacerta agilis (Sand lizard)
Lineage: Eukaryota; Metazoa; Chordata; Lepidosauria; Squamata; Lacertidae
Gene: CMC2
Product: C-X9-C motif containing 2
Exons: 5
Coding region: 208-435 (75 amino acids)
Cellular component (GO): mitochondrion
Source: RefSeq, a predicted model, not a curated record
GACGGAAGCGGUCAAGAAACAACAACUUCCGGGUAUGAACGAAGCCUACAUCCGGGUUUUGCCCUUUCUUUGAUUUUCCGUCUGUUCCAGGCGUGCUGGGAGUUUUACAGAACUUAGUUGUGAAUUGACGGAUAACAGCAGGCGCACAAGUCAGAUUUCCCAGGUGGAAGACUUCAGAUUUUGCUCAUGAGCUCUCCUUAAUUUGCGAUGCACCCAGAUCUGUCUCCUCAUCUGCACAGCGAAGAAUGCAACCUUAUUAUCCGUCUGCUCAAGGAGUGCCACAAAGAGCACUCCAUCAUGAGAUAUUUUGGUCGUUGCAAUGAUUUUGACAGAGAAAUGAGGCGAUGCUUAAAGAAAGAGUAUCAAGAAAAAAGAGCCAGGAGCCAAGCACACGCAGAAGAGAUAAGACGAAAAAUGAGAACUUUAGAACCAUAGAUAGAGCUGAGGACUGGGCAACAUACGGAUGGCCAAAGGAUUGUGUUGUCUCAUAUCUUCUGGGUACCUAAAUAAAGAAAACUAUUUAAAUCCAAAACAUUUGCAAUAAAAAUGGCUGCGAUGUUGGCAA